AUGAAAAGACGAUUCGGUACAGUAGUUAAUGCCUGUGAACCACAAUUUUUUAUUGGAUAUUUUGAGUUUUUAGAAAGAACUACUACUACUACUACUACUACUACUACUACUACUACUACUACUACUACUACCACUACUACUACUACUACUACUACUACUACUACUACUACUACUACUACUACUACUACUACUACUACUACUACUACUACUACUACUACUACUACUACUACUACUACUACUACUAUGAUACAUUUAAUUUUGUUGUUUAAUGAUUGA
This is a messenger RNA of Schistosoma curassoni, 276 nucleotides long. NCBI's taxonomy places the organism in Eukaryota, Metazoa, Platyhelminthes, Trematoda, Strigeidida, Schistosomatidae. The record is from the annotation of a GenBank genome assembly.